Messenger RNA from Ceratotherium simum simum (southern white rhinoceros), 5336 nucleotides. NCBI's taxonomy places the organism in Eukaryota, Metazoa, Chordata, Mammalia, Perissodactyla, Rhinocerotidae. The record is from RefSeq and is a predicted model, not a curated record.
GGGGCGGGGAAGGGAAAGAGGAAGGGGGAAGAGAGUAGGAGAGAGAAAGCAGGCAGGAGGCCGCCGGUGCGCCGCGAGGAGGCGGGGAGACUGGCUCGGCCGGCGCCCGGCCUCUCCCCCGCGGGCUGCAGGUGGAGUCCGCAGAGGUAGCCGUUUCCGCAGCCGCCGCCACCUCCUCGCCAGGACCAGCUUUCCAGGCCCCGAGGGCGCUGGCGUGGGGCAGCCGGUGCUCGCGGAGGGGGCGCCGGGGCCCGCAGCUCACCCGCCGUGCCCCGGCUGCGCCCCCGCGCCUCGCCCAUGGCUGAGGGCCGGCGGCGGGAGGACGAGGAGGAAGAGCUGCGCGAGCGCCGCGAGCUCGGGGGGCCGCGCCGCGCCCGGGGCCGUGCGCUCUCGGGCCACUCGGCCGCAGAUUGCAACGAACGAAAUAAGCCAGAGCAUCGUUCUUCAAGCCAAGGACCCUUGUCAUCCAUUAGAGCAGUAAUCAAGAGAACUUCUCGGACUUCUAUUCAGAGUGAGCUUCAUCGAGAGAGGAGGCUUCUGUCUGCUAGGCGCCCAGAGAUCACCAUUGUGGCAGCUGAGCCACUGAGGCCAGCCUCGUGGUUUCCAGGAGCCCCACCUCCGGGACUGGGGUUUCCUGCAUCUUCUGCAGCAUGCUCUUGGAGGCCCAGUGAGCUGGUUCCUACUGAGCUCCCACCAUCUUAUGAACAAGUCAUAAAAGAAAUCAACCAAGUUCAAGUUAAUACUACAAAUAAUAAUAAUGCUGCUGCGACUCCAAGGCACACUAUUACUUCUGCAACUCAGACUGACUUUUCAGAAGAAAUAGACAACCAUCUGCCUCAAAGUAAUGCAACACUACAGGCACCUCUCAAACCUCUUCAGCCUUCCCCAGCAGUCUCAGCCAGUGAUCUUCUGACAAAUGUGGCGCCUUUAAUAGUCUUUGAUGUUGCUGAAGAACAGAAUUGUCCAGAAAACUCCAGUGCUACAAGAUGUCCAGUGCCAAAACCAAGAUCAAAAAGCAACCUCAGACCAGUAGCCAGAGAUACUCACAUUAAAAAGCAGCAUCACCAGAAAAUCAGCUCUGCGGCCACAAAAGAAGAGUCAUCCCCAAGCCAGCCCCAGUCUCUGCUGGACAAUACCAACGACUUGGAUAGUCAGGCAGUAAUGAACAUUAUGAACACAGAACGAAGCCAAAAUAGUAUUGUUUCAAGGAUCAAAGCAUUUGAGGGUCAGACAAAUACAGAAACCUCGGGACUGCCCAAGAAACCAGAAAUUGCUCCCCGCACACUCCCCCCAAGGCCUACUGUUUCCUCAGGGAAACCCUCUGUGGCUCCCAAACCAGCUGCUAACAGAGCUUCUGGAGAAUGGAACUCCUGGACUGAAAACAGACUCAAGGUGGCCUCUAGGGAAGGGCUCACCCCACACUCUCCACUGCAAGAAGCAGGGAGCAUCCCAGUAACCAAACCUGAAUUGCCAAAGAAACCAAAUCCUGGCCUUAUACGCAGUGUUACUCAUGAGAUUCUGGGAGGAGGGCCCGUGGCUGAGAGCCCUGAUGGUGGGAAGAAAGUCCCAACUCCUGCUCCUCGGCCUUUGCUGCCGAAGAAAUCGGUUUCCUCAGAAAACCCCACCUACCCUGCAGCUUCGCUGAAACCGGUCACUGUUCCUCCCCGACUCUCAGUGGCAUCACAAGCCAAAGCAUUCAGGUCACUGGGAGAAGGACCCCCAGCCAACCCCCCAGUUCCAGUUCUGCAAAGCAAGCCUCUGGGGGACAUCGACCUCAUCAGUUUUGAUGAUGAUGUUUUACCCACCCCAUCUGGGAACCUGGUUGAAGACUCCCUGGGUUCAGCGUUGGUUCUGGAUCCCUUUCAGCUCCCCACAAAAACAGAACCAACAAAAGAACGAGCAGUUCAACCAGCGCCCACCAGGAAGCCCACUGUGAUUCGAAUUCCAGCCAAACCAGGAAAAUGUUUACAUGAGGAUCCACAAAGCCCACCUCCUCUCCCUACUGAAAAACCUAUUGGAAACACUCACAGUACAGUAUCUGGAAAACUCAGUAAUGUGGACAGAACUAGAAACUUGGAAUCUGACCACACUGGUCAAACAGGAGGUUCUGUGCGAGGACCCCCAAGGUUGCCACCAAGACCUGCAAAUGGAAAAAUCAUACCAGCUCGACAGCCUCCUCCCAAAGGAGCCCCUGAGAGACCACCUCCCCCCAAACUUUCUGCAACCAGAACAUCAAAUAAAAAACUACCUUUUAAUCGGUCUUCUUCUGACAUGGAUCUUCAGAAAAAACAAAGUAACUUGGCAUCUGGACUCUCAAAAGCCAAGAGUCAAGUCUUUAAAAAUCAAGAUCCGGUGCUGCCCCCUCGCCCCAAACCAGGACACCCUCUCUACAGGAAAUACAUGCUGUCUGUGCCUCAUGGAAUUGCCAGUGAAGACAUUGUCUCACACAAUCCUGGAGAACUCUCUUGCAAGCGUGGGGACGUACUUGUGAUGCUGAAGCAGGCGGAAAAUAAUUACUUGGAAUGCCAAAAGGGAGAAGAUACUGGCAGAGUUCACCUGUCUCAGUUAAAGAUUAUCACCCCACUUGAUGAACAUCUUAGAAGCAGACCAAACGAUCCAAGCCAUGCUCAGAAGCCUGUUGACAGUAAUGCUCCUCAUGCUGUCGUUCUUCAUGAUUUUCCAGCAGAGCAGGUUGAUGAUUUGAACCUCACUUCUGGAGAAAUUGUUUAUCUCCUGGAAAAAAUAGAUACAGAUUGGUACAGAGGGAAAUGUAGAAACCAGACUGGCAUAUUUCCUGCCAACUACGUCAAAGUAAUUAUUGACGUUCCAGAAGGAAGAAAUGGGAAAAGAGAAUCGGUUUCAUCUCAUUGUGUUAAAGGCCCAAGAUGUGUUGCUCGAUUUGAAUAUAUUGGAGACCAGAAGGAUGAAUUAAGUUUCUCAGAGGGAGAAAUUAUUAUUCUUAAAGAGUAUGUGAAUGAAGAAUGGGCCAGAGGAGAACUUCAAGACAGAACUGGGAUUUUCCCUCUUAACUUUGUGGAACUUGUUGAGGAUCAUCCCACCUCUGGUACAAAUGUUUUAAGCACAAAGGUACCAUCAAAGACCAAAAAAGAGGAUUCUGGUGCAAAUUCUCAGGAUAACAGUUUUUCUGGAGAAUGGUGCGAAGCUCUUCACAGUUUUACGGCAGAGACCAGUGAUGACUUAUCCUUCAAGAGGGGAGACCGGAUCCUGAUCCUUGAGCAUCUGGACUCGGACUGGUACAAGGGGAGACUGCGUGACAGGGAGGGGAUCUUCCCAGCAGUCUUUGUGCGGCCCUGCCCAGCUGAGGCAAAAAGUAUGUCUGCUUUAUCCCUGAAGGGGAGGAAGGCCAAAGCCUUAUAUGAUUUCCAUGGGGAGAAUGAAGAUGAGCUUUCCUUCAAGGCUGGAGAUAUAAUAACAGAGCUGGAAUCUGUGGAUGAUGACUGGAUGAGUGGAGAACUAAUGGGAAAAUCUGGAAUAUUUCCCAAAAACUACAUUCAGUUUUUACAAGUCAGCUAAAGGUGAAGCUUGACUGUGUUCCUUGGCACAAGAACUCACUUGAACUAUCACUUUGACUAUCAGAUGUUUUUGCACUAUUUUUUAAACUGAAAGAAAUCUCUAUGCUGUACAUGGUACACUAGAAUUUUCUGAAAGCAAAAAAUGUCUAGAUUUUGUAGUUAGCUUUCAUUCACAGUAGAAACAUGCACGUGGAAGCCCUUAAGCAAGUAUUCUACCAAGGAAAACAUCAAGCAGGAUUAGCAAGGCAGAUACACCCUUCCCCCAGGGAAAAUGUCUGGGGACAUGGCAGCAUGGGGAGGCUUACAAGUAAAAGUUGCACUUGGACAUCUAUUUUCAUCAGCACAAGUAAAUUAACCGUGCUUCUUCAUUUUUUACUUCAGUUUAAAAAGAGGACGUUUGAUAUUCUACAUGCUGUAACUAUCAGGACAUGGUUGGUAAUCUGAAUUUCAUUUUUGAUAUUCAAAUUAAUUCUAACAGCUUGAGCGCAUUUUCCUUAUUACCAGGGCAAAUCCUUGCUUCAGGAGGGGUUAGUUUCUUGACUAGUUGGAGCCUUUGUGAGCACGGGAUGAAUCAGCUCAUGCUCAACAAAUGCUCCCUGUGUUACUAAGAGUUUCCCCUUUGUCCAAGGAUUUGAAGGGGGCUAACAUUUUAUGUAUGUUAGUCAGAAGAACCAAAACCAUCCUGAAAUGCCUUGCUAACACAACUAACCCUUCCACAUACCUGCCGUACUUAUUUCUGUCCUCCAUGUAUACUUUAUGUUAACAGGGUUAUUAUAAAGCACAUUUUCUGAAUCUGCAAUCAUUCUUUUGACAAUUACUGGUAUCCAAAGAAAAGUUCAUUUUCUUUGCGUUACCCCAGUAAUAUGUAAAAGCUGUGUCUUGUUGUAGUGGUACAUUAUGAAUCACAUAUAUCUCAGUACAGAGCAACUGUUAAGAUGGAAAACAAUGCCAAACCCCCACAGCUCAUUUCUUCCCAAUAUAAUCAGAAUGAAAAAUAAUUUAAGAAGACCGAAUGCUGAUACUCUUUUUGGGUCUCCCCCACCCCCUCAUCCCUGCACAAUUGUUAGAGUAAAUUAAAAAACCACUUUCUUGCUGUCCAUUGUUCUGCAUUCCAGGCGUAAGAUAAAAGUGAUUCUUUACUUGACUGAAUCAAUUCGUUUAUGGGCUAAAGCCAAAUAGGUCGAAGACAAUCUUCCAAACAGAUCAAUGGAAUAGAAUUUCAUUGGAAAUGUAAAACACUUUCCCAACAAUGUUCAUGACUUUCUUCUGUUUUUGAGAAGAGUUUCAUAUGCUGGGCCACUUUUUAGCUUUUGUUGUUUCCCAUUGUCCAAAGUUAGGCAGCCCGUGGUCAAACCAUUAUGUGAACACCAUGUGGUUUUCUGUAAGGGAGGAGAUAUUUACUUUGUCUUUGAUUAAAAUUUAUCUCCCAGUUAUAUGGUUACAAUUGAUUUUGGAGUAUGGGAGCUGUUUUUUCCACAUAGUUUGGAUAAAGAAGACAGUAUAAAGAAAACUCUUGUCAGAUCUCACUCAAGAGUAAUUUCAUGAGAAACAGAUUGUCCCAACUAAAUUCCCAUUUGCAGCAAGCUAUAUGACAGCAGGAAGGAGGGAGUGUCUGCAGUAGGACGUGAGGUAUAUUUCUUUGUGUAAUUCUAAUAUAUCGAAGAUCGUGAAAAGCUGGCUUUAUUGGAGAAAAAUAUCCCUCUUAAAUUUUGGCCUUCUGUCAGCUGAGUGAUAAGUGCAAUAGUUGUAAAUCUACUUGACACUAUAAUAAACUGAACCGAAAUUUUCAAAGUCUUUUUCUCA